Messenger RNA from Cotesia glomerata, 2318 nucleotides. Its product is annotated as ATP-dependent DNA helicase pfh1-like. Bases 471 to 1409 code for a protein of 312 amino acids. The transcript has 2 exons. The record is from RefSeq and is a predicted model, not a curated record. NCBI's taxonomy places the organism in Eukaryota, Metazoa, Arthropoda, Insecta, Hymenoptera, Braconidae.
UUUUUUUUUUUUUUGAAGUGAAACUUCUUUAGAAUCGUUGUGAUUUCAAACCGGAUGCAACGAAAAAACGACAGGUAAGAGACACAAAUACAAAAAUGUGUAGGAUGAAGCCAGGGGAAAGAAUGAGACAGAAAUAUACAUACAAUUUGUAUAUUAUCGGUCUCUCCUCUUUGUGCCAUACUUCGUAGCGUCCCCACUCCCGUCUUCUAAGCAUAGUCGCCUGUAAUUUGUGAGCCAGAGCGAGAGAGCAGAUGUCAGUGUGUAUGUAUAUUGCACACUGUUUAAUACGUGCUUGUAUUUGAGCAUUUAACGUGUGUAGUGCAUGUGAAAACUACGUGAGCUUACUGUACACUGUACACACUGCACUGAAGAUAAGUCUUUCAAAGUUGCUUCCUUUAUCAAUUGAAGUAGCCCAACAAUAUAGAUCACUUUUUAAAUAUGUUCGUGUAUUGAUUAUCGAUGAAAUUAGUAUGAUUGGAGCCGAGUUGUUGUCCCAAAUAGAUUCAAGGUUAAAGCAAAUCACCGGUAAUUUUGAAGUCCAUUUUGGUGGAUUAGAUAUAAUUUUGAUUGGUGAUCUACGUCAACUACCGCCAGUUCGUGCUACCCCAAUUUACAAACAAAUAAAACGACAAAUAGCAGGUUUUGCAACAAUAUUAACAAAAAUUGGUAAUGGACAGUUGUUAGAUCAGGAAGAGCUAGAUUUAAUUGAGUCACGGAUUUACUCUGAAGAAGAAGCUGAGAGACUUUGUCCAGACGGUAUACGAUUGUUUUUUAAUAAUCAUUCAGUUGCUGAAUACAACAAUAAAAUUUUGAAUUCUAUAGAAGAAAAAGUGAAUUCAGAGGCAACUGAUAUAUAUAUUGGAUGUAGAAAUGUUGAACAGCAAACUUCUAUGCGUCAAAAAUUACAUAAAAUGUCAACUAUUGAUACAGGAGGUUUGCCAUAUCAAAUUACAUUGGUUUUGAACAAACCAUACAUGAUAACAACUAACAUCGAUGUAUCAGAUGGAUUAGCAAAUGGUGCGACGGGAAAAUUAAUUUUCAUUGAAUAUAAUGACAAAGGAGAGAUAGGUCGUUUAUGGCUAGAAUUUCCAGAAUCUCCAAAAAUCGGAGAAAAAUUGAGAAGAAAGGCAGCGGCAUCAAUUCAAAAAAAUAAUCUUCAUCCACUGGCAGUACCAAUAGAUCGCAGAACAUCAUCUAUACCACUAGUACCUAAUAAAACCGUUAUUGUAAAACGUAAUCAUUUCCCAUUAGUCUCUGCAUGUGCAAUGACGAUUCACAAGUCCCAGGGAGCUACUUUUGGUGAGAUUGUAUAUGAAUAUGAUAAAUCACACGUUCAACAACUCCUGUACGUCGCAUUAUCACGAGUUACAUCAAUAAACGGCUUAUAUCUCGUUUCAAAAAAAAAAUGAUAAAAAAUUUUACCAUGGCCGAAGAGCGUCAGUAUCUACAAUUGAUCUACAACAUGAAUUUCGAAGGCUGAACUUGAAUCGACUUGAGACAAUUACAAAUGUUUUAUAUGAUUUCUUAAAUAAAAGAAAAGGGAUGUCACUGUUUACCUUUAACUGUCAAAGCUUACGAGCUCAUGUACAAGAUCUGCAACAUGACAAUAUAGUGUCAUCGUCAAAUUUUUAAUUCUUUCGGAGACAUGGAUGAAUAAUGAAGAUAUUGUAGACAUUCCAAAUUUUAAUAUUGUUGUUAAUUACAAAAGACCACGUACGAGGGCAGGCGGAGUAGCAAUUUAUCACAACGUAAAUGAUGGAGCCCGUGUUGUUACGCCACAAAUGGAUCUCAAUGCACAACAGCUAGAAUCAUUGUCUGUUCAGCUUUCGAAAGUUGGAGAAAUAUGUGCCUGUGAGAGCAGAAAUGACCAAGGAGAUUUAAUUUUGAUCGUAGCAAUUUACAUCUUUCCCAACCAAUCAAUAAAAUCAGUUAUUGAAUUUAUACAUGAAAAUUUGAUCAAAUAUACCCCAGAGGUAUCGCGAAUUCUCAAAAAGAAUUAUGAUAAAAUUCCGAUGAUUUUAAGUGGGGAUUUUAACAUAAAUUUUGCAUCAGAUACAGCGCUUCCUUUGAUUGAGUUUCUCGAUACAACAUUUUAUUUAAAAAUGUGUAACAAUCGCACUCAAUCAACUACAAGAUCAAAAACGGUAAUAGAUGCAGUGUUCCAAAGAUAUAUCAACCAAAUUGAAACUAAAAUAUUUGUAUCGUAUUUUAGUUAUCAUAAGCCUCUUGUAUCAUUUGUUGAAACUGAAAAUAUGGAACUUGAGUAAUAGAUUAUGUAACAUAUGUUAAAUAAAAUAUAAAAUAUCUUUUAAAAUUAA